AUGGGUGAUUCAGAAAGUAUUGAUGAGUAUUCUGAAAAACUCACUAUUAUUGGCAACAAAUUGAGAGGCCUCGGGAAUACUGUGGAUGAUAUCCAAGUAGUUAAGAAACUUCUACGAUCCACCUCUGCAAAGUUUCUUCAAAUCACUUCAACGAUUGAGGAGUUUAGUGAUCUCAAAAUGAAAUCCGUUGAUGAGAUUAUUGGAUCACUCAAGGCACAUAUAGAAAGGUUGCAAGGGUUUAGAGAAAAAGAUGAAACGUUCUUCUCACUCAUGCAGAAUGGAAGGAACGAGAGAAUGCAAAAUCCUCAAAGAAAGAAAGGAAGGAUCAAGGAAGUUCUAGAGGAGGCAGCGGACGGGGUCGUGGAAGAUGGAGAGGCCGUGGGAGAAGUGACUGGCAUCGAGGAGAUGAAGGAGAGUCGCAAACUCAAAAGAAGAGAUUUGACAAAAGUAAAAUUAAAUGUUUCAGUGCCGCCACCAAACAAUAUUAUAGUUGAAAAUUCCUGGUUCCUAGAUACUGGAGCAAGCAACCACAUGUCAGGAGAAAGGAGGGUGUUUCGUGAGCUCGACACAUUUGUUGUUGGAAAGGUACGCUUUGGUGAUAACUCUGUAAUAGACAUUUGUGGUCGAGGAAUAGUGCUCUUCAAAUGCAAAACCGAUGAGCACUUGAUCUUAUCACAAGUCUAUUACAUACCUAAACUCAAGAGCAAUAUUAUAAGUUUGGGACAACUGGAUGAGACUGAAAAUAAAAUUGUCAUAGAGAACAGUGUGAUGAAGAUAUAUGACAGAGCUAGAAGCCUGAUUAUUAUGGUGACCAGACAAUCCAACAGAUUGUAUGUAGCUAAGCUGAAGCUUGCGGAUCAGGAUGAAACACUGCUGGUGUUUAAAAAGUUCAAGAUCAGUGUGAAGGUAGAGAAAGGCAAGAAGAUUAAGAGCUUUAGAACGGACCGUGGAGGAGAGUUUGUAUCUACUGUUUUUAAAGACUAUUGCGAGAAUGAAGGCAUCAAGAGACUUCUUACUGCACCAUUUUCACCACAGCAAAAUGGCGUAGUAGAAAGGCGUAAUCGAACGGUGGUAGAGAUGGCCAGAUGUAUGUUAAAGAGCAAAGAGAUGCCUGCAAAAUUUUGGGGAGAAGCUAUCAAAACUGCCGUGUAUAUUCUAAACAGAUCGCCAACAAAAGGAGUUGCAAAUGGCACACCGUAUCAAGCUAUGUUUGAAAAGAUACCAAAGGUUCAUCACUUUAAAAUCUUCGGGUGUCUUGCUGAUAGAAGUGUGAAGACAAUUAUGUUGGGAUAUGAAGAUGGAACCAAAGCUUACAGACUAUUGGAUCCAUAA
Cucurbita pepo subsp. pepo (vegetable marrow) is the source of this 1332-nucleotide messenger RNA. The record is from RefSeq and is a predicted model, not a curated record. Lineage: Eukaryota; Viridiplantae; Streptophyta; Magnoliopsida; Cucurbitales; Cucurbitaceae.